AAACAACACGAGUCUAUAACCUGCCGGCUGCAGCAGGGUUUUACACCACUCAGAUUUUCUUUUAGAGGGUUGGAAAAGAAAUAAUAUUAAAAAAAUGAGUUGGUUUGAACGAUUCCUUGCGCCGAGGGACGAUGCGGAUGCUCCUGCGGAAUCAAAGACUCUGAAAAACCAGCUGGAAUCGUACGUGAAAGAGAGAGGCUCACUCACCCCGAAAGAACGAUUGUACACCAUGUAUAGUGUUGAUGAAUUCGGAAACUACAGCCCUGAACUUACCUCAAUCAUCGAUUUGUCGCUCGCUAGUUUCUUCGGUGGUGCCGUUGUUGGAGGAUUUAUUCACUCUAGGGCUGCCUACAUUUUUUGGAUGGAAAAUAACAAGGCCACGGCCUUCGUUGAUAACGUAGCAGCUCAAAGAAGUAUCCAGGAUGCCAUCGUGAAAGGAAUGUACAAGGGUGGAAUUAUGUGGGGCUGGAGAACAGCUGCCUUUUGCGGCAUGUACCAGGCUGUUGCGACAACGGCGGCAGUCUAUCGAGGAAAAUUCGGCAUUAUCGAGCACACGCUUGGCGGCUGUGCAGCUGGAGCGCUGUACAAAGUCAAUCUGGGUCUGAGAGGCAUUACUGUAGGCUGCAUUUUAGGCGGUGUUUUAGGGACAAUGGCAGGAGCUUGCUCGUCUGUUGUCUGUUAUUUUACUGGCACUGAUCUAGAUCACGUAAGAUACUAUCAGCACCAGUGGAAAUUAAGAGAGGAAGAGAAAAAGCGGGAAAAAAUCAAGAUGGACUCUGGAGCAACCGACCGUUUGAAAGGCGAACUUGCAAAGAACUUUUCACCCUAGCGGAAAAAUUAGUUGUGACUGAGCAGAGGAAUAUAAGGAAUAAUAAUUGAUAUAAAAUUUAUCAACAAUAA
This is a messenger RNA of Cloeon dipterum, 900 nucleotides long. RefSeq names its product RPII140-upstream gene protein (gene 140up). Gene Ontology annotation, cellular component: mitochondrion. The transcript is spliced from 6 exons. The record is from RefSeq and is a predicted model, not a curated record. Bases 95 to 829 code for a protein of 244 amino acids. Lineage: Eukaryota; Metazoa; Arthropoda; Insecta; Ephemeroptera; Baetidae.